Molecule: messenger RNA, 3861 nt
Organism: Diceros bicornis minor
Lineage: Eukaryota; Metazoa; Chordata; Mammalia; Perissodactyla; Rhinocerotidae
Gene: MMP21
Product: matrix metallopeptidase 21
Exons: 7
Coding region: 32-2311 (759 amino acids)
Biological process (GO): extracellular matrix organization; collagen catabolic process; proteolysis
Cellular component (GO): extracellular matrix
Molecular function (GO): metalloendopeptidase activity; zinc ion binding
Source: RefSeq, a predicted model, not a curated record
CUUUUAAAAUUUACAUUCUCUUAUACUGACUAUGAUUCCUUUUAUAAAGAGAAACAAAAACAAUAAGCAAAAAAUAAGUCAGAGAAACAAACAAAUCCCUAAAUCCCAGCACACCAAGAAAAAAAACUGGACCCAAACUAUGAGCAAACUAACGUCAUGGUUGUUAAGUUGCAGGUGCAGAUCUGAGUCUCAGCUUGUUGCAUGCGAGGUUUUGGCCUCUCCCAACGGGACCCAGGGACCCUCGGAGCCAUUCCACAGUGCACUUGGGCAGCAGACUUGCCCUCACGCCCCUCACCAUGGAGAUGGAAUCUGCAGGCGCCUGCAAGUUGGGGAUGUAAUUACCCAAGGAUGUGGCAAACAUGGGGGCUGCGAGGGGGGACAUUCUCAGCCCAGCAAGAGGGGUGGUCCUGGGGUCUUCAAAGGGCAGCACAUCCAGGGCCUGCUGUUGGGCACACUUCAGGCCUGGGUGAGAAGGGCUUGGAAACCUGUCGUUUCCCUGUGGCUGCUUAUAAAGGCGUUCCGGGCCUGCUCUCCGAGGAGGGAGACGGGGACGGAGCAGAGGCGGGAGAGCGGGGCUCCGAUGGCCAUGCGCGCUGCCUCCAUCUUCCGUCCGACCCUGCUGCUCUGCUGGCUCGCUGCCCCGCGGCCCGCCCAGCUGGAGACCCUUUUCCACAGCCGGGACCGCUCGGACCUGGAGCCGUCCCCGCUGCGCCGGGCCAAGCCCAUCGCCGACCUCCUCGCGGCGCAGCGGUUCCUGUCCAAAUACGGCUGGGCAGAGGCGCCCCCGGGGUCCCGGGAUCCCAGCCCCGAGGGGCCACCCGAGGGCCCCCCGGCCGCCGCCCUGGCCGAGGCGAUGCGCAGGUUCCAGAAGGUCAACGCGCUGCCGGCGAGCGGGGAGCUGGACGCGGCCACGCUGGCGGCCAUGAACCGGCCGCGCUGCGGCGUCCCCGACACGCGGCCCCUGCUGCAGGCGGCGCGCCCCGCGCCCGGGACCCUGGCGACCCCGCGGGGCCCGCUCCCCAAGGCCCGCCCCAAGCGCUUCCUGCAGGCGCUGCUCCCCGCGCCCGGCGGGCAGCCCGAGGACCCCCCGCCCGCUGGGGGGCCCCGGGCCUUCUCCAAAAAGACCCUGACCUGGAGGCUGGUGGGCGAGGGCUACAGCAGCCAGCUCUCCGUGGACGAGCAGAGGUACAUCUUCAGACUGGCCUUCCGGAUGUGGAGCGAGGUGAUGCCACUGGACUUCCAGGAGGACCUCACGGGCCCUGGAGCCACGGUUGACAUAAAGCUGGGUUUUGGACGCGGCCGGCACCUGGGCUGUCCUCGGGUUUUUGACGGGAGUGGGCAGGAGUUUGCACACGCCUGGCGCCUGGGCGAUAUUCACUUUGACGACGAUGAGCAUUUCACACCUCCCACCAGUGACACGGGCAUCAGCCUUCUCAAAGUGGCCGUCCAUGAAAUUGGCCAUGUCCUUGGCUUGCCUCACACCUACAGGACAGGAUCCAUAAUGCAGCCAAAUUACAUCCCCCAGGAGCCCGCAUUUGAGUUGGACUGGUCAGACAGAAAAGCAAUUCAAAGACUGUAUGGUUCAUGUGAAGGAUCAUUUGAUACUGCGUUUGACUGGAUUCGCAAAGAGAGAAACCACUAUGGAGAAGUGAUGGUGAGAUUCAGCACAUAUUUUUUCCGCAACAGCUGGUACUGGCUUUAUGAAAACCGAAACAACCGGACACGCUACGGGGAUCCUAUCCAAAUCCUCGUUGGAUGGCACGGAAUCCCAACACAAAACGUAGACGCUUUUGUCCACAUCUGGACGUGGAGAAGAGACGAACGUUAUUUUUUUAAAGGAAGUCAGUACUGGAGAUAUGACAGUGACAAUGAUCAGGCCCACACAGAAGAUGAACGAGGAAAAAGCUACCCCAAAUUGAUUUCAGAAGGAUUUCCUGGCGUCCCGAGUCCCCUGGACACUGCCUUUUAUGACCGAAGAAAGCAAUUAAUUUACUUCUUCAAAGAGUCCUUCGUGUUUGCAUUUGAUGUCAAUAGAAAUCAAGUACUUGAUUCUUAUCCAAGGAAGAUUACUGAAGUUUUUCCAGGAAUAGAGCCACAAAACCAUCCUUUCAGAAAUAUAGAUUCAGCUUACUACUCCUACGCACACAACUCCAUUUUCUUCUUCAAAGGCAAUGCAUACUGGAAAGUCGUCAAUGACAAGGACAAACAGCAGCACCCUUGGCUUCCUUCAAAUGGCCUAUUUCCCAAGCAAUCUAUCUCAGAGAAGUGGUUUGACGUUUGUGACGUCCAUGCCUCCACCCUGAAUAUGUGAAGAGAAAAGUAGGCAAACGGAGCGAGUCAAAGGAUUUCUCUUCUAAGAGAAAAAGUCUGAUUUCUUUUACAAAGAAAACAAACCAGAGUUUUAGUAACCAAAGUGACGAGGGCUCCCUAAGUUAAAACCCCAUGGAAAAAGCAUUACUUAAACUUUUAAAAUACUUGAUUUAAAAGUCAAUUUCUCAGUCAAAAAAAUAAUUCACCAAAUAAUUUUACAAUUUUUUUAGGCAAGGUUGAAAAAAAAAAGGAAUCCUGAGGAAUCGCUGUCUUUGCUGUCCAUUCUCUCCAGGGUUCUGUAGCCGUGUUCCCGACACUGUCUGUCCCUCCUCCCGCCGAUUUCAUGGGUAGAUGGGAAGGCGGCCAUAGCCAUGGGGUCCAUCACAGAAGAUGCCGCCCGCUAAGGGCAUGGAAAUGUUACUGCAUGAAAACUUGGGGAUUCGAUGGAAAAGGUCACAGAAUUCGAAUUAACCACUCCAAACUUCCUAUUUAUAUUUUUCUAAUACUUGACAGUGUACAAAAAGUUUUUGCAUGUAUUUCUUGAUCUUCAUAACUCUGUCAGCAGCAGGCCAGAUACUGCCGUGCACAUUUCUAGUCGAAGGAACUCAAGUUCCCUAGCUGUGUCCUGCCAAAGGUCUCACGCAGCAGCCGCUCUUGCCCCUGCUCCCCAGUGCAGCCUGGUGCCCUGGCACUCGCUCUCCAUUCCUGCAGUGCUCUCUCGUUUGAGCACAGGCCUGCAUCCCAAACAGUCCUGAACAGCACAGCUGUCUGGCUCGCUAGAAUUCAUAUAAUGUGCUUCUCCCCCUUCAGAGCAGGAAACCCUUUAUAUGGCAGCUGAUUUAUGAUCUGAGGGCUAACAACCAAAAUAAGACUGUUGAAGCUAAUUGGAUAACUUUAUUUUUCCUAUGUCAGUUAUCUCUAGGAUAGGCAUUAUGUCCCUUUAACUUCCAGAUAAAAUAGCUAUUACGGCUUCUUAACACAAACUCCAACGUCUGUGUAAUGUUUUGGGCACUGAAAUUAACUGAAAAAGACUCCGUCGUCUCAAUGAUCAGGCUACAAAUACCACAGUUCUUCUAAAGGAACAGCUAAAACACAAGCACUUCAAGAAGCUUUAAAAUCAGAUUACAAAAACUUUUUUUUUCUCUUUUUGUGAGGAAGAUCAGCCCUGAGCUAACAUCCGAUGCCAAUCCUCCUCUUUUUGCUGAGGAAGAGUGGCCCUGGGCUAACAUCCGUGCCCAUCUUUCUCUAUUUUAUGUGGGAUGCCACCACAGCGUGGCUUGACAAGUGGUGCGUCGGUGCAUCAGGUAUCCGAACCUGCAAACCCCGGGCCGCUGAAGCAGAGUGUGUGCACCUAACCACUAUGCCACCGGGCCAGCCCCUACAAAAACUUUUUAAAAGGACCUUUUUCCCCCUGUAGGGACUUUCAUAUUAUUGCUCUGACAAGUGAAGAUAGGUAUAAUUUAUAUCUUCUUGCUUAAAAACAAAUUUUCCUCUUGACUGAAAGGCUGCUCGGCAAGACAGAGGCUAGAAGACAGAACUCUAACAUCUAAC